Molecule: messenger RNA, 594 nt
Organism: Cervus elaphus (red deer)
Lineage: Eukaryota; Metazoa; Chordata; Mammalia; Artiodactyla; Cervidae
Product: acyl-CoA-binding domain-containing protein 7-like
Exons: 4
Coding region: 141-407 (88 amino acids)
Biological process (GO): fatty acid metabolic process
Molecular function (GO): fatty-acyl-CoA binding
Source: RefSeq, a predicted model, not a curated record
ACCAAUGGGCAUAGGCCGGGCCCGGGAGCGCGACCAAUGGGAGCCGGCGGGCGGAGGCGCGCUGCCCUUUAAGGAGUCGCUGGGCGCCGGGUCCCGGGAACCCGGCGCUUAGAGACAGGCACCGUCCAGGUUUAGCCGCCAUGUCCCUGCAGGCUGAUUUUGACAAGGCGGCCAAAGACGUGAAGAAGCUGAAAACCAGGCCAGAUGAUGAGGAACUAAAAGAGAUCUAUGGACUGUACAAACAGUCUGUAACUGGAGACAUAGAUAUUGAGUGUCCAACACUGUUAGAUCUAAAAGGAAAGGCUAAGUGGGAAGCCUGGAACCUUCAAAAAGGAUUAUCAAAGGAAGAUGCCAUGAGUGCCUAUAUUUCUAAAGCAAGAGAGCUAAUAGAAAAAUACGGAAUCUAGAAUUCAGCCCAUGAGAGAAUUUUCCUUUUGAAGCCUUCAUAAUGGUAUCGUGACCUAAUACUUAGGGGAGAAAUGCACUGUAACUCUUGAUGGAUCAUCAGUAUUUUUGCUAGUAACAUGACUUGUCAUUCUGAAUUAGAGGUAUGCUGAAACUACAUGUUUAAUAAAAUUUUACUUGCUAAAACCA